Molecule: messenger RNA, 832 nt
Organism: Aegilops tauschii subsp. strangulata
Lineage: Eukaryota; Viridiplantae; Streptophyta; Magnoliopsida; Poales; Poaceae
Product: probable E3 ubiquitin-protein ligase ATL44
Source: RefSeq, a predicted model, not a curated record
CCAGAGUCAAAGCUAAGCUAAGAUACAGAGUCCUCAGUCGAGAGCAUACAGCGCACCAUAGCAGCAGCAAAAGCCACACCAUGCGCGCUCCGCCGAGUCUCCUUCACCGGACGGCCCUUGCGGCACCUGGCACCGGCCAGACAUCGUUAUCGUCAUCGCCUCAGCAGCAGGAGCAGACGGCGCCUGUGAUGCCGGUGAACUCGGACAUGGUGGUUAUCCUGGCGUCGCUCCUAUGCGCGCUCGUGUGCGUCCUUGGCCUGGCCCUCGUCUCCCGGUGCGCAUGUCGGCGACGCCGCUCCGCCUCAUCCUCCGACCACUCUCCGCCGCCGCCCAAGGGCCUCAAGAAGAAGGCCAUCGAUGCGCUUCCUACCGUUUCCUUUGCCGCCACCGCUUCUCCGAAACCAGCGGGGUGCUCGUCCUCUGAGUGCGCGAUUUGCCUGGCGGAGUUUACGGAAGGGGAGGGCCUGCGGGUGCUCCCGCGGUGCGGCCACCGCUUCCAUGUUGCAUGCGUCGACGCCUGGCUUCGGACCUGCGCCACGUGCCCCUCCUGCCGUGCCCCCAUCAUCGUUUCCGUGCCCGUACAGCCGCCGGCGACACCCACGGUGGUGGUUGUAGUGGCGGCACACAAUAGAUGCGGGAGGUGCGGUGAGGUGGCGGCGCCGGCUGGCGGUGAAGAUAGCACCACGGUCUUGCCUUAACUAGCAAGAUGCCCAUGCGUUGCACGGAACUUCAAGAUGCAUUUGUAUGAAUAGUUUAUUUUGCGGGAGAAAAUAAUGAAUUAGAAGACCUUAUUUGCAAAGGUGGAGAGGGGUGUGGGUAUCUUUUUGCAAAA